This is a messenger RNA of Solanum pennellii, 1017 nucleotides long. RefSeq lists its product as uncharacterized. Bases 1 to 1017 code for a protein of 338 amino acids. Lineage: Eukaryota; Viridiplantae; Streptophyta; Magnoliopsida; Solanales; Solanaceae. Gene Ontology annotation, molecular function: DNA-binding transcription factor activity, RNA polymerase II-specific; protein dimerization activity; RNA polymerase II cis-regulatory region sequence-specific DNA binding. The transcript is spliced from 9 exons. Gene Ontology annotation, biological process: positive regulation of transcription by RNA polymerase II. The record is from RefSeq and is a predicted model, not a curated record.
AUGGGUAGAAGAAUUAAGAUAAAGAAAAUAGUAGACACGACAAAACGUCAAGUCGCAUUUUCUAAGCGGCGUACUUGUUUACUAAAGAAGGUGAAAGAGAUUGCAAUUUGUUGUGAUGUGGACAUGUUGUUUGUCGCGUUCUCGCCUGCUAAUCGGCUCAGUAAAUUCUGUAGCCAAAACAGAAUUAAAGACAUGCUUCAGCGUUAUAUUGAGCUUCCGGUUGAGAGGAGAUUGACUCACAUGGCUGAUGUUCAGAAUUUGGAGCUACAAAUAAAGAAGAGCACAUUGGAGUCGCAGAUUUUGGAUGCUAAUAUAAGGUCAUUUGAUUCAGUAUCACAAAUGGAAUUGGAGAAACAAGAAAAGAUGGAUGUUGACUUUGUUGCACAACAAACAACUCCUCACCAGUUUGAUACUAAUAAUUGGACUAAUCCAUACAGUUCAAAUAUCCAGGAGAGCAUACUUCAAGAUUGGAUGAAUGAAGGGAAGGGAAUAGCAAAUAGUUCUGGAAAUUACGCAUAUAGCCCUUCCUUUCCGAGUUCUUCACAAAAUGGGAAUAUACCAUUUUUUCAAAGCCAAAACUCGUCACCUUAUAUUCCGUUGCAGGCACAAAAAAUGACUUUUGGUGAAAGUAAUGACAACUCUCUCUUCAACUUCUGGCAAAAUAUUUGUGAUUCUACAAGGUCUGUCUCGUGUACACAAUUAAACAAUACCUUCCAAUUAGGGUUGGAGAAUGACAAUACAACUUGGAACAACAACUUGAAUAAUUCCUCCUCGUUUGGUUUGGAGAAUGCCCAUUCAAAUUGGAAUAAUAACAUGAGUAACAACAACAAUUACAUCAAUGAAUAUAAUGAUCCUCCUUCAGUUCAAAGUGAUGCAAUAACUCCUAAUGUUAAUGGAUUUAACUAUUCCAUGGAGGAGAAUACUAUGGGAAACAUUGCUGAAAGUACUACACAUGAGAAUGAUGCAUGUGAAUGGGAAGUUUUCCUCAAUGAAGCUUUCAAUGGAGAAGACUUUUAA